Messenger RNA from Vanrija pseudolonga, 942 nucleotides. RefSeq lists its product as uncharacterized. The transcript is spliced from 2 exons. Lineage: Eukaryota; Fungi; Basidiomycota; Tremellomycetes; Trichosporonales; Trichosporonaceae. Gene Ontology annotation, cellular component: external side of plasma membrane. The record is from RefSeq and is a predicted model, not a curated record. Gene Ontology annotation, biological process: DNA damage response. The coding region runs from base 1 to 942 and encodes 313 amino acids.
AUGUCGGCCUACCCCCACCCACAAGCCACCUCGCCUCCCACCAUGCCCUCCUUCUACUACGGAGCAUUCCACCCGUCGCCACAGCCCGCCCGCGAGCCCCAACCGGCGCCACCCGUGCUCCCUCCCCCGAAGCCCCAGUACCCCCCGACCGAGGUGAACACGUCGGGCAAGUACAGCGAGAAGCGUACGCCCGAGCUCGCCGACGUGUCCCUCCGCAUCAAGGUCGAGGGGUACGACAAGGCGGCCGUGCUGCGCGAGUUCAAGGUCUCGGCCAACGAGGUCGUCGGAGCGGUCGUGUCGCUCGCGCCGCCCAAGGUCGCUGUGACGGCCGGCUCGCUCGUCGACAGCGAGUGGCCGAUCAAGAACCCCGACAAGGCGAUUGUCCGCUGGAGCACGGGCCAGCUGUCCAGCCGCUCGUGGGAGGAGAUCCAGAGCAGCGAGACGACGACGACUACCAGCCAGGGCGGAUUCAGCAUCAUCUCUACUCAGGUGGGGACGUCGGUCGAGAAAACCGAGUACACCAAGAUCCGCAAGUACUCUACGAGCCAGACGCUCUCGAUCACGUUCCACGACUUUGACGCGCUCGAGGUGUUUGUGACCCGCGUCACGGCGCAGAAGAACGUCGAGUUCGACUCGAUCGGGUGGCGCAUCUCGGAUGCUAAGCGCAAAGACCUCGAGGCGAGCGUCAUUGCCGGCGCGGUGCUCGAUGCCAGGGCGCUCGCGCACAAGCUCCUCGCGCCGCUGGUGGACGCCCCGCCGCGCCUCAAGGCCGUCGAGAUCAACAACGGCGGCGGAGACUCGCGUCGCAUCGCUUACAUGUCUUCGGCGCCGGCGAGGGACUACAACAACUCGCGCGACGAGGACGAGCCCAAGAUCAACUUUGAGCCCGAGCCCAUUGCGCACGAGCACAGCGUCAAUGUCAAGUGGGUCGUGGUGGAGUAG